Molecule: messenger RNA, 741 nt
Organism: Trichoplax adhaerens
Lineage: Eukaryota; Metazoa; Placozoa; Uniplacotomia; Trichoplacea; Trichoplacidae
Exons: 7
Coding region: 1-741 (246 amino acids)
Biological process (GO): nucleoside transmembrane transport
Cellular component (GO): plasma membrane
Molecular function (GO): nucleoside transmembrane transporter activity
Source: RefSeq, a predicted model, not a curated record
AUGUAUACUAAAUUUUUUUCUAGUAACGGGAUCCGCAAGUCGCAGUGGUUUUGCUUACUUUGCCAGUGGAGUUGGGAUACUAGUCUUAUGCAUGAUUAUUCACAUACUACUGAACAAAAAUAUGUGCAGCAGAAGAAAAAGCUUCUAGAUGACGCAAGACGUUCUAGUGAUUCUGACGACGAAGAUGAUCAUGUUCCAUACGAAAAUAGUAAACUGCGGCGCAUUAAGUAUAUUUUUGGAAAGGUAUGGCCAGUUGUUGUUGCCCAACUUCUUUGUUGUGGUGUUUCGUAUUGUAUUGUUCCGAGUAUUGCGUCGCGAGCUAUUUCCAUCUAUCGUGGAAAUAACACCCUGUUAACAGGUCCAUUAUUUAUACCUAUAGUAUGCUUUCUAUUAUUUGCCGUAGCCGAUGUGGUCGGCCGACUGACCUCCAGAUGGAUACUAUUGCCCGGUCAAAAUCAAGGGAUAUUGUUGCUUAUCAUAUCCAUUAGCAGAAUUAUUUUUAUUCCACUUUUCAUGUAUUGCAAUGUUCAUCCACGAAGGCAUCUGCCAGUAAAAAUCUAUAGUGACAUCGUUUAUACUAUAUUAAUUGUAUUACUUGGCAUUUCUCACGGUUACAUCAAUACAUUAUGCUCCAUGUAUGCACCAAAGCGUGUUCCACCAAAACUUAGCGAAUCAGCAGGAGCAAUGGCCUACCUCUUUCUCGUUAUUGGGGUUACUGUAGCUCUUAUUUCUUCCGUUUAA